Messenger RNA from Mesocricetus auratus (golden hamster), 849 nucleotides. RefSeq names its product H-2 class I histocompatibility antigen, D-D alpha chain-like. The transcript has 4 exons. The coding region runs from base 1 to 849 and encodes 282 amino acids. Gene Ontology annotation, biological process: immune response; antigen processing and presentation of endogenous peptide antigen via MHC class I via ER pathway, TAP-independent; antigen processing and presentation of endogenous peptide antigen via MHC class Ib. NCBI's taxonomy places the organism in Eukaryota, Metazoa, Chordata, Mammalia, Rodentia, Cricetidae. Gene Ontology annotation, cellular component: external side of plasma membrane. Gene Ontology annotation, molecular function: signaling receptor binding; peptide antigen binding. The record is from RefSeq and is a predicted model, not a curated record.
AUGGCGCCACUGCUACUGCUGCUGGUGGCUGCCCUGGCCCAGACCAAGGCCCUUGUUGGUGACUGCAGGGAGGAGGUCGAGGUCUCACCUUGUUCCUCUCCCAGGCUCGCACUCCUGCGGUAUUUCCGCACCAUUAUGUCCCGGCCCGGCCUCGGGGAGCCCCGGUUCAUUGCAGUGGGUUACGUAGACGACACGCAGUUCGUGCGCUUCGACAGCGACGCCGAGAAUCCAAGAUAUGAGCCGCUGGCACCUUGGGUGGAGCAGGAGGGGCCGGAGCAUUGGGAGAGGCAGACAAGGUUCGUCAAGAACAGCGAGCAGGUUUACCGACAGAACCUGAGGACCCUGCUGGGUUACUACAACCAGAGCGCCGGUGACACAGCGGCUCAGAUCACCCAGCGCAAGUGGGAACGGGCUGGUUUUGCAGAGCAUGAAAAGGCCUACAUAGAGGGCACCUGCUUGGAGUGGCUCAGCAGAUACCUGGAGAACGGGAAGGAGCAGCUGCUGCGCACAGAUCCCCCAAAGGCACAUGUGACCCAUCAUUCUGGACCUAAAGGUGAUGUCACCAUGAGAUGCUGGGCCCUGGGCUUCUACCCUGCGGACAUCACCCUGACCUGGCAGAGGGAGGAGGAGGAACAGACUCAGGACAUGGAGCUGGUGGAGACCAGACCAUCUGGGGAUGGAACUUUCCAGAAGUGGGCAUCUGUGGUGGUGCCUUCUGGGGAGGAGCAGAAAUACACAUGCCAUGUGCACCAUGAGGGGCUGUCUGAGCCCCUCACCCUGAGAUGGGGUAAGGAGGGAGUGGGUGCAGAGCUGGGGUCAGAGAAAGAUGGAGUCUUCUGCAGAUCCUGA